GGUGACGUUGCGGAGACUAGCGCGGUGCCCGUCACAUCAGCAUGUUUGCGGCGUGGUUCUGCUGGACCGGUGACGGACAGAACCGUCUGAGAGACGCGGGGAGACGCGCAGCACCGACCGUCUGAGCUGACCGACAAUGAGCCACUCAACAAGGAAGCCGGUUAAAGACUGGACCAUAGAGGAAGUCCAUCAGUGGUUGAUGACGGAGGUCAAAGUACAUCAAACAGACGCAGACAAGAUCAGGGAUGAGGAAAUAUCAGGGGAAUAUCUUGUCCUCUUUCAGAAGAAAGAUAUCUUGGACUUGGACAUAAAAUGUGGACCUGCAGUCAAAAUCACGUUUCAUCUGGAAAAGCUGAAACAAGGCUCAAAACAUAAACCCCAGUUUCCAGAUUAUGUAGAAAAAUGGACAAAGGAGCAGGUUUGUCAGUGGUUGCUGCAGCAUGUGAACAUAUACAGCAAAUAUGCAGAAUGCUUUCAGAAGGAAGAUGUGUCCGGGGAUUGCCUGGUUUGCUUUGAGAAGAAGGAUUUGUUGGAUCUUGGUGUGAAGAGCGGCCCGGCGAUGAAGAUUCUGGAUGACCUUCGCAAGUUGAACAGUAAACCAGAGCCUGUGCUACAGAAAAGCGCCAACCAAGAAGGUCCCCAAAAAGCUCUGAAAUGUGACCCCAGUCCAUCUCAGGCUUUAACAAGCAGACAACCGCAGCCGGUGGCGAGAGCUGAAGUCAUUCAACCUGAAUCCAAAAAGGUUCAACUUCCAAUGGAGAAAUCUCCCCAGGAGAAAUCGAAGAAGCCAAAGAAUUCCCAAACAGAGCCAACGCAGGCUGACGAGAUAACAGCCCUGUUAACGUCAGCCACAUUACUGCAGAAUACUCUGGAACAACUCGGGAAAAAUGAGCUGAAGACAUUCCGGUUCCACUUAAGACAUUUAAGUCUGAAUCAGCGUGAAUCCAUAGCUCAGAGUAAGCUGGAGGACAGGGACUCCAUGGACGUUGUUGAUUUAAUGAUUGACCACUAUGGCAACGAGGAGGCGCUCCAGGUCACACUGGUUGUUCUGGAGAAGAUAUAUCGGCGUGAUCUGGUUUGCCACCUGACAAGUAAAAUGGGUCAACUGAGUCUGCAACGUCAGUCAAAAGAAGUUCAGAGGAGAGAAGCGAACCAAGGAGACAAACUGAAGAACCUGUUAACUUGUGGGGGAAACUCUCUUGACAACUACGAUAGAUUCAUUCUAGUUGUAAACAAAAGUAGUCUACAACAAUUGGAAUACCUCCAGUUUUUGAAUAAACUGAAAUUAUUCUGUGUGUUGGACUUUGACCCGAACUCUGCUGUCCCUGGUGGACUUUGCCAUUCCUACAGAGAGUGUCGGGUGGCCAAUCUCCAUAUGCCAGCUCAGUAUCAGGGACAGACCGAUGUGGUGAUUAAGAACCUUAACCUUUAUAAACAGACCAGUUGGGUAUUCUGCAACGGGAGACAUGACCUGGACAGCGACUCACAAAGAGAGUUGGACUAUAAGAACUGGUUUAGGACCGCCUGCAAAGAUGUGGAACAGUUGAUUUCAUUCAUUUGCAAACCUGAAGUUCUUCUGCACGGCAGAACUCUCAUCAUAUUUCUUCUGCUUUCACCUGUUCUAAAUGAGAAAGACCCAGUCUUCGACACCUACAAGGCUUUCUACAAAAAUCGAGAGGAGGAGAGCAUCAUUAGUAUUUGUGAAUCUCAGAGUUCGUAUGAGCAAUGGAGGGACUUGAUUCAGGCAAAGUGUGAAUGUGACAUUACCAGGCAGUCAGUUUAUGAGCUGACCCUCAGUGAGAUUAAUGGAACUAUAAUGGCACUUGGACCAUUCAAUCAUUCAGCUGGGAGGCUGCUUCCCUCUCCUGACUCCAGUGUUGUUAUUUUGAAGAGAAAAGAUGAAGAUUUCAUAACAGCUCUCGACAUUUUGUGUAUAAAUCAAUGUGAGAACAUCUAUGAUGAAAACAGCACUGAUUUCCAUGACUUCAAACUCAAAGUUGAGGAGGAAUUUUUUCGAGGAGGUAAAGUUAAGUGGUGGAACUUCUAUUUUUGUGACAAACCUAAAGGAAAGCCAUUCAUCAAACGAGACAAAUAUGAUAAUCUCAAGAAGAUGAUCAAAUCACAACCUAAGGACCCCAAAAUGGUGUGUGUGCUGCUCAACCUCUUCCAUCAUCCAGGCUGUGGUGGAACCACCUUGGCGAUGCAUGUCAUGUGGGACCUUCGUCAAGACUUCAGAUGUGCAGUCUUGAAAGACAACACACUCUCAAAAACUGAAGUGGCCAUUCAAGUUCGAAAACUGAUGAUGCUUGAAAGUGACAAACCAACUCCAGUUCUGCUGUUAGUCGACGAUUCAAAGGAAACUGAGAAUGCUCAGUAUCUUGUGAACUGUAUUCGUAAGGCCGUUGUAGAGGAUUGCUCAAACAGAACUGGUGAUGAUGCACCAAACUAUCAAGUUAUCAUUCUGAACUGUGUUCGGUCUCAUAGCCCAAAGGAACAGUAUCGGCAACAUAGUCCAACACAUUGUCAGUACAUUACCAUGUCACUAACACAAAACGAGCAAAAUGAAUUCGAGGAGAAACUUCAAGAACUCAAAAAGACUCAUGAAAAGCCUGAAAACUUCUACAGCUUCAUGAUCAUGAAGAGCAACUUUGACAAAAGAUACAUUGAUGGUCUGGUUCAUAACACACUGGAGAACUUAGACAUGACCACAAAGAAUGCUCAACUCUUUGCCUUCCUGGCCUUAUUGAACACCUACGUUGCUGAGUCUGAAAUCUCCAUCUCGCUCUCAGAGGAUUUUUUGGGAAUGAAAAUGAUUCGCUGGCGAGAGGAUAACAUAAUGGACAGAAUGAAACCAUAUUCCAACUUUCUUAUCAUAGACACAAUAGAGGAAUAUGGGGGAUACAAAGGAAUCAGAAUCCUUCAUCACUCCAUAGCCUCUGCAUGUCUGGACGAGUUUGAGAAAAUUUACCACCUGAAAGUCAGUGAGAUAGCCAUCGACAUGCUUCAGUGCAACCUUUUCUUCAAAAUUGGAGUUGUGAGAGAUACACUGAUGCUCUCAAUCCAGCGGAUGUUGAUUGAAAGGCAGCGCAAGAAAGACGGGGAAGAAAGAGAGAUGUUUUCUCCUCUUAUAGUGAAAAUCCACAACCAGCAAGGAAGACAAACUAUCCAAGAAAUCUUUGUCAAAGCAUCUUCCCAGUUUGUUACAAGUGCAUCUAUUCCUCAAGCACUGGCAAGAUAUUUAUACAUCAAUGAGCAGGAUUUUCAAGAGGCUCUAAAAUGGGCUGAAAAAGCCAAAAAGCUCAAAGAAAACCCGUACACACUUGAUACUAUUGGACAGGUGUACAAAAGUAAUUUGAAAUCUAACAUGCAGAGUGAAAAGAAGACGUCAUGCAAUCCAAAUGACUUGGACACAAACAUCAAGUUAGCCGUUUAUGCCAUCAAAGCUUUUCAGCGAGCCCAAGAGCUGGCCCAUACAGAGGAUGAACCAGAGGAGGAAGAUGGUGAUGAAGACUCAGUGGACUAUCCCACAAAAUCAUCCUACCAUGUUUAUGGCUACGUGGGGACACUGGAGAUUAUCUUCCUGGUCAUUGAAAUGUUGGGCAGAUUGCCAUUCUUUGAGGAGGGCGAUAUGAGAAAGAUGUACCUGCGAAGUUUUCUAAAGCAAAAGAUCCCCAUUACCAGUGUGUACAUAGAACAAAAUGAAAUCAACAACAGAUAUGUAGAGAUCAUCAAGGAACACGAACGAUUUCUCCUCAGCUUGAAAACUGAAGCCAAAGAAAUAUUUGAGUUCUUUGACUGUUACUUUACAUACAUGAAAGGAAACAACUCAGGAGAAUUUGAUUCAAAGAAUCACUGGACGAUCUGUUCUCACUUUAAAAAGUAUAUCAACCUUUUUUGCACUUCCACCGAGGAAACGAAAAUGGAGCGAGCGAGCAACCCUAAACUGAAUUUAAGGAUGGAUAUUGAGGGACAUCGAGCAUUUCUGGAGGAGAGACACGCAGAUACAUUUGCAGGCAUAUUUCAGUGUUUAGACAGGGCUGCUGCGGACAUGGAGAAAAUCACUCAAUGCUAUGCAUUCUUACUUCAAAACCAACAGCACAGCAACCCAAAACAAAAGACAAAGGACAAAAUAAACUACAUUUUGUCAAACGUCAUUCUCUACAUGUUGAAACCAAAGUCCAAAUAUGUGAAGACCUACAAAGAACUCACUGCUCUUCUUUCUGGAACCCUUCAAGAAAUUGGAAUACACUAUUCCUUCCCAGACCCAUACUACUUAGCCCUGCUGUUCUUCUGGCCAGAUCCGACUCAGGAAGACACAGAAAUUAGAACGUAUGUGAAUGCAAUUCGAAAGUCCUCCCGAAAGCGUCUGUCGAUGUUGUUUCAAAAGAGGAGCACAGUUGCCCACUUCUACUUAGGAAAAGACUCUGAGCUUGGGAGACUUGUUCCCAAACCCAAACUUGAUGAGUGUUUUGCCAAGAUAUCUCGAAAUACCUUGGCACAGCUUUGGCAAAGUGGAGACAUUUUUAAGGAAAAGGAAAUCAUCAGCCGCCUUCAUCGGGUCAAUGGAAUCGUUGAGUUAGGAGAGGUGUUUGCAAACUACGGGAACCAAAAAAUCCCGGUACGUCCAGCUUUUCUUGGCGGAAUAAGAAGUGGCUUUAGUACCGAGAAAGUUUCCUUCUAUAUUGGUUUUGCUAUCAAUGGACCCCUUGCAUAUGACAUCCAGUAUGUAGACUAG
Messenger RNA from Lampris incognitus (smalleye Pacific opah), 4735 nucleotides. RefSeq names its product sterile alpha motif domain-containing protein 9. Gene Ontology annotation, cellular component: cytoplasm. Gene Ontology annotation, molecular function: protein binding. The record is from RefSeq and is a predicted model, not a curated record. The transcript has 4 exons. Lineage: Eukaryota; Metazoa; Chordata; Actinopteri; Lampriformes; Lampridae. Bases 137 to 4735 code for a protein of 1532 amino acids.